AUGGACCCUAAGCAGCAAGCACUCAUUGAUGCAAAGAGAGCUGAAAUUUUAGCCAAAUUACAAAAGUUCCAAAAGCCUGGAGGCUCUCUCAACCCUUCUACUCCACCAAAACCUGCACCAGCCAAACCACAGGCACCGCCACCUCAACAACCUGCAUCACCAUCCUCACCACAUGCUAGACAGAGAUCUUCAAGAGCACCGCCUGCCAAGAAGGUAGUGCCCAUUCCAGCUCCUCCUCCAGCAGGUACAAGUGGUGGUUUGAAUCUAGUAGAACUUCAGAGACGCAUUGCAGAAGCGAAAACUCGUCUAACAGGAAGCCCUGCUAGUGCAAACAGUCGUUCUUCAGCUGUUGGAGGUCCUUCAGCACGUAUAACUGAAACGAAACCGCCCAGUAUGCCAUUUGACAAGUCUGGAAAGAUUGAUUUGAAAGCAAUGAUGGACACCGGCAUCAUACCCAGAAGAGAGACCACAAACUCAAAGGCACUCGAACGAGCAAAGCAAACAUCCUCGAUACCAGCUGCAGCCGAGAAAAAGCCAUUAAAGAUCGUCGAUGAAGUGCCUGCUGAAUUUACAGAUCCUACAAAGAACCCUUACUUUGAUCCCUCCAUGGAAGUGAAAAUUGCACCUAAAUCUCGUCGUUCGAGACAAUUGAAGUUUGUUCAGCCUGGUAAAUACAUUGAUAUUGCUAACCAAGAGAGAGCUAAGGCGCAAUUGGAGAAACUGAAGCAAGAAAUUACGGAGAGCGUGAAAAAGGCUGGUAUGCAGACCGAGUUUGAUGUGUCUGACAAGGUGAUCAAGAGAGACGCACCUCCAGCAGUAGAAUGGUGGGAUGCUCCCUUUUUGGCCAACAAGACAUACGACGAUUUGAAUGAAAAUGAAAUCAAUCCAGAUAAAUAUGAUACCUUGGUGACACUGUACGUUCAUCAUCCUGUUGUCAUUCAACCCCCUGGAGAAGUCAAUGCAGCACCCGUUGUCAGAUCCCUCAUGUUGACUACAAAGGAGCGCAAAAAGAUGAGAAGACAAAGAAGAGCAGAGGCGUUGAAGGACAAGCGUGAUAAAAUUAGACUGGGUUUGCUGGAGCCAGAUGCUCCAAAAGUUAAAAUUAGUAAUUUGAUGCGAGUGUUGGGAGAAGAAGCUAUUCAAGAUCCCACUAAGGUAGAAGCCAAAGUGCGAAAAGAGAUGGAGCUUCGUCAAAAGAUGCACGAUAAGGCAAACGAACAGCGUAAAUUGACUCCGGAAGAGAGAAGAGCAAAGAUUCUGAACAAGCUCAAGGAAGAUCAAAAGACAUCCAACGAAGUUGCUGUAUUCAAGAUCAAAUCAUGCUCUCAUCCUAAACUGAGAUACAAGAUUGAAAUGAAUGCUCAGCAGCAUCAAUUAACUGGUAUUGUUAUUGUUCAUCCUAAAUGUAACAUUGUGAUUGUGGAAGGAGGACCUAAAGCCAUCAAAGCCUACAAAAAACUCAUGCUAAGACGUAUUGAUUGGAACGACAUGCCACCUCCCAAGAAUUUAGAAGCAGAUGAAGCUGCUAUGGAUAUUGAUCAGCCUAGUGCCUACGGUCUUGCUGAAGGAGAAGAGAACAAGUGCUUCUUGGUUUGGACAGGCCAAGUGAAAUCCAAGUCCUUCAAGAGAUUUACAUGGCGUUCCUUUGAGAGUGAAAAGAUGGCAAGAGAAGAGUUGGGUAAAUGGAAUGUUGAAAAUUACUGGGAUGUCGCCAUGGCUAGUACAGACGAAGAGCUUGCUGCCAGACAACCUCAACUAUAA
Mucor velutinosus is the source of this 1761-nucleotide messenger RNA. RefSeq lists its product as uncharacterized. Gene Ontology annotation, biological process: mRNA splicing, via spliceosome. Gene Ontology annotation, cellular component: U4/U6 x U5 tri-snRNP complex. NCBI's taxonomy places the organism in Eukaryota, Fungi, Mucoromycota, Mucoromycetes, Mucorales, Mucoraceae. The transcript is spliced from 7 exons. Bases 1 to 1761 code for a protein of 586 amino acids. The record is from RefSeq and is a predicted model, not a curated record.